UAUUGUAGGACAAUGAAAAGGUAUGUGAGACGGAACUUUUCCAAAGGGUUGAUGUUCGGCGCCGCAAUCCUGGUGGUCUGGUUCUUCUUUUUGCAAAUCACAAAUAACGAGAAAACAUUAUCCUUCCCAGAUCUUUUAAAUUUUUCUUAUCAAGACGAAAACAUCCAACCCAAACCAUUUUUGGUUGUUCCAAAUUUGAAGCAUGACAGACAAUCUGCGAGAAACAUUGUUGUCGUGGUUUUGAGUAAGGCGUCCAACAUUUUACAAAGGCAAACCAUACGACAGACAUGGGGAAAUCAAGACAUGCAAAUAAAAUACAACUUCAGUGUGUACUUUGUGGUCGGUAAAGAAGAACGAGAUAUCAACGAAAGGGGAGAUAUAGUACAAGUGGAUGUCGUGGAAGAUUACUACAAUUUAACAGACAAAACAUGCGCAGCUUUCAACUGGGUGACUCAGUUUUGUCGUGAAGCACGUUACUUUUUUAAAGUCGACGAUGAUGUCUUUUUAGACCUCGACUUUCUUAUACAAAUCCAAACUGAUUCCACUUAUCUUCCAGAUGACACUAUUCUUGGUUCAUGCCAGCUAACAGCAUCUCCGGAAAGAAAAUGGACCAAAUGGCAAGUUUCUUACGGAGAAUAUCCCUUUAAAACAUACCCGCCAUUUUGUAAUGGUCCUGGAUAUAUGAUGACGUUGAGCACUGCACACAAAGUAUACGUCGAAAUGACGAAAACAAGAACAUUCAAACUUGAAGAUGUUUACGUAGGAAUAGUUGCAUAUAAGCUUGGGUUGUCGAUAAAACAUGUUGAAAAUUUCGUGUUUAAUAUGAACAUUUACGUUUUUCCUUGGUUUCUAAAUGACCUGUUUUGUCGAUGUCAUACAAUUAUACAUUACGCUACACCAGAAAACGUUCAGCAGUUAUGGGAUGGCCGAGCAAUAAUCGGCAGGGACAAAAGUGACUGUUCCUUUUGGGGAAUAGGAAAAUUUCUUUUGACGUAGCUACCAGUAACGUCUUUAUGAGCAUUGAGGACUGUGUGAUUUUUAUGAAAAUUAAGUACGUUAGUGAUUUUGUGAAAAUUGAGGACUGUGUGAUUUUGUGAAAAUUAAGUACGUAAGUGAAUUUGUGAAAAUUGAGGACUGUGUGUUUUUGUGAAAAUUCACUUACGUGAGUGAUUUUUUGAAAGUUGAGGACUAUGUGAUUUUGUGAAAAUUAAGCACAUAAGUGAAUUUGUGAAAGUUGAGGACUAUGUGAUUUUGUGAAAAUUAAGCACAUAAGUGAAUUUGUGAAAAUUGAGGACUGUGUGAUUUUGUGAAAAAUAAGUACGUUAGUGAUUUUGUGAAAAUUGAGGACAAAGUGAUUUGGGUGAUUUUGUGAAAAUUGAGGAUUGUGUGAUGUUGUGAAAAUUAUUUACGGAGGUGAAUUUUGUGAAAAUUGAGGACGAAGUGAUUUUGUGAAAAUUAAGUACGUAAGUGAAUUUUGUGAAUAUUAAGUACGUAAGUGAAUUUCGUGAAAAUUAAGUACGUAAGUAAUUUUUUGAAAAUUAAGUACGUAAGUGAAUGUUGUGAAAAUUAAGUACGUAAGUGAAUUUUGUGAAAAUUGAGGACUGUGUAUUUUUGUAAAAAUUAAGUACGUAAGUGAUUUUUGUG
Molecule: messenger RNA, 1644 nt
Organism: Mizuhopecten yessoensis (Yesso scallop)
Lineage: Eukaryota; Metazoa; Mollusca; Bivalvia; Pectinida; Pectinidae
Product: beta-1,3-galactosyltransferase 5-like
Exons: 1
Coding region: 13-996 (327 amino acids)
Cellular component (GO): membrane
Molecular function (GO): hexosyltransferase activity
Source: RefSeq, a predicted model, not a curated record